This is a messenger RNA of Cladocopium goreaui, 516 nucleotides long. NCBI's taxonomy places the organism in Eukaryota, Dinophyceae, Suessiales, Symbiodiniaceae. The record is from the annotation of a GenBank genome assembly.
AUGGGGCCUGGCGCGGUUGUGCCGGCUGUGAUCAUUGUUCCUCCACCACCACGACCACCACAACUACAACGACAACAGCCAGUACAGAAGCGCCAGAAAUGCCACUCUGUAGCGACGUUUGCGACAAGUACACAGGACGUACGUCUUCCAGCAGCGGCGGGGGUCCCUGGAGCUGCUUGUGGGGCAGCACUCAGCACUGCGCAUGAAAGGAGCUUGGUGGAGCUGCCAGCUGGAUAUUUCAGGUGCUCCGCACCAGUGCGAAGGUGGCGGGAAUACAAGUGCCGAAGCAACCGCACGCAGUGCCGUGUGGUGAAUGAGGAUGACAACGAGAGGCGCCUGAUGUGGCUUGGCUUAUUGGGUGUUCGGUUGAAGCCUAGAGGUCCGGUCGGCGCCUGCGUGGCACGCGCUCCUAAGUGGGCGUUUCCGUGCCUCAAAGUUGUGCGCGACGCGCAAGGACAUGAGAUUCUUCAAGAGACCAUGGGCCAAGGUGUCGCAAGGGCGCGUGAAGAUCAGCAC